Messenger RNA from Sycon ciliatum, 4737 nucleotides. RefSeq lists its product as uncharacterized. The record is from RefSeq and is a predicted model, not a curated record. The transcript has 16 exons. Lineage: Eukaryota; Metazoa; Porifera; Calcarea; Leucosolenida; Sycettidae. Bases 369 to 3539 code for a protein of 1056 amino acids.
CUGAUUAGGGUGUUUUUUCCUGGUGUUUGCAUUCAGCCUUUCACAAGUAAUAGUUUCAGGAGGACCACGCAUACGAGAGUAGUUCAAGUGGCUGUGUCACCCAGCCAUGAUCAGAGCUGCGGAAUUGCCCCGACACUGAAGCAAGCUGCGUGGUCGGGGUUUUGGGAAGAGGGCACGGUAGAGACGAUCGCGAAGUCGACUUUCAAGCCAAGCCAAGCGGGGGACAACGCACAGGAAAAAAAACAGCAACUGUGUCAGGCAACCAUUUAGCGGCAUGUGCAAGAUGAGAUCUACCCGGAGCUGAACAUUACCAAAUACAACAGUGUUCCCUGAAAGCUGGCGUAAGAACCGUCGUACUAGCAGCUAGUAUGGAUAAUGAAUCCAAAACAUCUCAGAAUCCACCAGUUAGUCCAACAGUAGGCGCAACCUGGCAAGCAGAGUCGCCGCUAGUGCAAUCAAUUGAGGUGUGCUUCAUAGAUUCAGGAGAUGUGCGGCCGAUGCAACCGAAGGACACUAUGAUCCUGGAAGACACAGUGGGGACAGGCGUCGUGCGUGGAGAGUUGCAGUACAUGGGCGACGAGGGAAUUGGUAUCAAGCCCCUGAGUAAUGGCUGCUUGGUCAAUGGAUCACUGCUACCCAUAGCCGAAGGCGAUGCAGACAAGACGUACCCGGUUGCGCCAGGCGCAGUAAUAGUUGUGGGUGCCAAGCGCUUCCAAGUUCGCUUCAAGAGAAGUAAAGCUGGUCAGCGACGACUACCAGCAACACCUGGACUGCAGACCAAGUCUACGCUGCCUCGCAAGCGGACACGGCGACAUCAGAAGGCCGUCAACAUGGUACAGCAGCCGGACCAAGCUCAACCCACACAGGACCCAGCGCAGCCGCCAACGGAACAAGCCGUUUCUCGCAAAGAGACAAAACGGCCACAAUCACGGGACAGUGUUGAUAGUGCCCGCGCGCAAGAACCUGCUCUAAAUGCUGCAUCUUCUUCAAGCCCUAGCAAACCGAGCACACCAGCAUCAAUAUUCAGCAAGGACAGUGUUGCAAGUACAACUCAAUCAUCAGCCGGAAGCAAGAGAAAAGACAGCAAUGCAUCACUUGGAGCCUGGAUCACCGACAUGUUCUCCGUCAUGAUCUGGGAUCCAACAGCGGAGGCCGAGGAUGAGAAAAGCGAGGAGUCCAAUUUAACCGAGGCUGCAGAUCAAGUGGCGGAAAUUCUGACUCACCAGCUGAUCGUCUCGAAUCCUGCAACUGCAUCAGGACUUAUCGAUAGAGUCUUCCGAGCACUGGAGGAUGCAGUGGUUUCUCAUGAAACAGCAGUGAUGGCAUUUCUCCAGGGUUGGAAGGCGGGCGAAGACUCCGCUGAGAACAUGAACGCAUUGCUGGCGCUAAUAGAAAGUUUGAUGAGUACUAGCAUGGAAGACGUCGACACCUGGCUCGGAGCUCUCUUGCUGUUGCAGUCACGCUUCCUUGAAGUACCCGGUGUUGCAGUUCCCAAGAGCCUCGUCGGAAUGACGGUUGGUUUCUUGGUGACUGCUGAGAGUGCCUCGAUUCUCAAGUUGGCCUGCAAGCUUAUCCAUGAGUGGAGUCUCCAGGACGUGCAUAUACCAAAUGGAACUGGAGACAUCCUGUGUGUUGUGCUGAGGACCAAUGAUUCUAAUCCUGACGUGGCAACCAUCGUGUGUGAACUGCUAGUGUCGUUGGUCUCGCUGCAUCCUGAGCUGGAGGCGUCGCGUGAGAGCAUGCAGCGGCAAACAGCGCCAAUCCUGAUGGCGCUGAUGAAGGCAUACCCGCAGCACGGCGAGCUGCACAAGUGGGCCAAGCUAUGGCUGACAAAGAAGCAAGAAAAGAAGAAGAAAGCCAAGGUGCCGGAAUCGGCAUCAGCUGGAAACCUCACGGCCAUGCAGGGCAGUGGGACUGGUACACCUGCGGAACAACCCUCCGGUGCGAUAUCACCAUCAGCGUCAAUGCCCAAUAUGGCCGAGCAUCCCGUGACAGGGAGAGGACGAGCAGCGCAGCUGAAUGCGCAGCCAUCGAAACCUCGCCGCAGCUUACCAACCGUGCCCAGUAAGAAACCAGCGAGCGAAGACAGCACUGCUGCGAAGGAAGUAGCCAUUCCUUUCCAAGCGCAAGCUGCGGAGACUAACUCACCCAGGAUGACAUCAGACAAAGCAGAGCACCUUGAUGAGCAAGCAACACAGAAAAGCAGCUCAGACAAGCGAGCGAUGCCUGAACCCAUCAGGACCGACACGGCACCUCAGACUCUUCCAAAGCAUCUGAAGGAAUCUGGGCCAAGCAGCACCCAAGAACCGGUUCCUCAAAUCGCCACCACCAUGCCGGGGCCUGGGACUGCACACGUGCAUGAGACCAAGUGUGCUGAGCAGCCACAGGAUUCACAGCACCAGCAUCAAGAUGUGGGGACACUUGAGGACGAAGCGGCUCAAGCUACAUCCACGAACUCGCCCACUUGUACUUCUAAGCGGGGGAGCGAGGAUUCUGUGCCAAACGAGAACGAUACACAGCUCAAUACUGGGUCCACAGCGGUAGAGUCGACUUCAAUUGCGGCAGAUGGGCAAGUCACUGUGGAGAACACCACGGCUGAAGCAGGUGACGAAAGUCUCAUACCUGAAUCUGCAGAGGUAGAACCAACUUCAACAGUGGCGGGUGAUGAAGAAGCAGUGGAGAACACCUCAGCUAAACCGGAGCACAAGCCAAAAGCCGGUGGAAGUCAUGAACUGGAGCUAGAACGUCCACCGAAGUACACUGUGCUCGUUGAGGACGAACCACUGCAAGCACAUGUAGAAGAAACGGAAAAGAAAGCAGAAGAAAAAGAAGAAACAGCAGAUCCAGAGCCCUCGGCAGCUCAAAACCAACCAACGCCAACCAAUGAAGGUAUGUUGACGCCUGGCUCACGCCGUCGAAACCAAUGGGCAAGUGUCAGCCCCUCACCAGCCGGUACACCGCUGUCACCGCGGUCACCUCUUGCUCCUCUGUCGUUCAAAACACACCAGCUUGAAGAGGAGGAGGCUGGCUUACAAGAAGUUGAAGCUGAGCAUGAGGACGUGGCUAACUGCCUUUCUCGUCGCACAAUGGGUGUGCGACUCGCCAAGCAGAGGUGGGACACUGGUGAAAUGAUGAUGGCCGUGCGCACUGCCUUUCAGCUUCACGCUGACGCAGAUGUGGCCGGCUACCUGGACGUCUUGAGCAUGCUGCUCAAACAAAUAUAUCGCUGGCCCCACGAGGUGAUAGUCGAAGCCAUGACCUCACUGGGAGCAUUGAAUCUGACAACACUGAGCCCCAAACAUGUUGAAUUGGCAUGUAGCUUGAUGACAGUGCUGUCCGAGAGGCUACUUGUUCCAGCUGAUAAAGAUGCUACUGACUCUGCAGAGGACGAGUUCCUGUCCUGUCUAUCGUCCGCAUUGGGCACCACCGAGGAUUUCUUCUCCCGGCACACUGACACGCCUGAUGAGCAGUCGGAGUGGAGGAAAGCAUGGUUGUCAGUACACGCACUCAAUCAGCGACUCAACCUCGGCACGCUGUAACUACUUUGAAGUAUCAGAUGGCAUACUCUCCUCGGGCAUAGAGAUCAGCAAUGUUGUGAACAGCGACCUUGACAAGCUCUUGCUGUCAUUCAACGUAGAUGGACUGCAGAGUGAUAAGGAGUGAGAAUAAAUGACAAGGUUUUGUUUGCAAUAAAUAGAAAAGGUUUUGUUUGCAAUUAGAAAAGGUUUUGUUUGCAAUUAGAAAAGGUUUUGUUUGCAAUUAGAAAAAGGUUUUGUUUGCAAUUAGAAAAGGGUUUGUUCACCAGUUUAACGGUGUGAACCAAAACUCUGAUGACAAAAAGUUCAGGCACAUGAGUAGUUGCAGAAUUGUUCAAACAAGACAGAACUGUCAGUAGGUGAUGUUGCUGCCCGCAGCUUGCACAUGUAGUGUACUUGUAGAUCAUGAAACAAACCUAGGUAUUUGUACUCCAUGAAUAAAUAUGUGUCUAUUGUUGAUGGAAAUCCUUUCUAUUCCUUUGAAUUGCACCCCACCCUGGAGUAGUGAUUGUGGUGCAGACUGAUUUUGAAUUGCUUUGAAUUAUCUAUUUUUAACAUGACAUCAUAAUAUAUCCAGGAGGACAUCGAUACUGCCUGGUGCAACGCAACCUCGUUUAGACAGGCGCUCACUUUUCCCGAAUUGACUCCCGGCCAGCAAAAUUAUUUUUGAUUAAUCCAAGCUAGCUCUUUUUUUAUGUACAUGGAACCAUACAUUAAAGUUGUGAAGUAUGAUGCAAUUAUGAAUUGAAGAUGCAAUAGUAGAGAUCCUGUACAUUUUUACUUCAUUGUCUUUUCUAUGAGUAGAUUAUUUUGGUAUCUGGCCGUUUUCCAUGGUUGCAGUAUUGGUACUAUUAAGUAGUCUAUUUCUUCAUGCCAUAUACAUAAAGGGAUGCUUGGUGUGAAGUUGCUAGCUUUGUAGGACUGAUGCCAAAUAAUAUGAGUAGCAGGCUGCUCUUUUUUUUCUUCUCAGAGUCGCAUUCACUUUUCUUUGUUAUUAGCAAUUUGAGCAGAAAAUGGCAACCUGCGACUUCGGGUUUUCGGGUACUGUUCUGUACCCGUCUACCCGAGGUCCUCACGGGUAGCACGGGUACCUACCCGACUACCCGUGCACACCACUAAUUUUUUCCAUGGUAAUAAUGCUCAUAAUCCCACUGGGACCAGUGGGAAAAAAGUCCCCUCUCUGAGAUCUUGCAUCCUUUGA